CGGGGGCGGCGGGCUGAGGGCGCGCGGAGCCUGCGGCGGCGGCGGCCCGGCGGGCUGAGCGGCGCGGGCAUGGCCGCGCGCGGCCGGCGCGCCUGGCUCAGCGUGCUGCUCGGGCUCGUCCUGGGCUUCGUGCUGGCCUCGCGGCUCGUCCUGCCCCGUGCUUCCGAGCUGAAGCGAGCGGGCCCACGGCGCCGCGCCAGCCCCGAGGGCUGCCGGUCCGGGCAGGCGGCGGCUUCCCAGGCCGGCGGGGCGCGCGGCGAUGCGCGCGGGGCGCAGCUCUGGUCGCCCGGCUCGGACCCAGAUGGCGGCCCGCGCGACAGAAACUUUCUCUUCGUGGGAGUCAUGACCGCCCAGAAAUACCUGCAGACCCGCGCCGUGGCCGCCUACAGAACAUGGUCCAAGACAAUUCCUGGGAAAGUUCAGUUCUUCUCAAGUGAGGGUUCUGACACAUCUAUACCAAUUCCAAUAGUGCCACUACGGGGUGUGGAUGACUCCUACCCGCCCCAGAAGAAGUCCUUCAUGAUGCUCAAGUACAUGCACGACCACUACUUGGACAAGUACGAAUGGUUUAUGAGAGCAGAUGAUGACGUGUACAUCAAAGGAGACCGUCUGGAGAAUUUCCUGAGGAGUUUGAAUAGCAGCGAGCCCCUCUUUCUUGGGCAGACAGGCCUGGGCACCACGGAAGAAAUGGGAAAACUGGCCCUCGAGCCUGGUGAGAACUUCUGCAUGGGGGGGCCUGGCGUGAUCAUGAGCCGGGAGGUACUUCGGAGAAUGGUGCCGCACAUUGGCAAGUGUCUCCGGGAGAUGUACACCACCCAUGAGGACGUGGAGGUGGGAAGAUGUGUCCGGAGGUUUGCAGGGGUGCAGUGUGUAUGGUCUUAUGAGAUGCAGCAGCUUUUUUAUGAGAAUUAUGAACAGAACAAAAAGGGGUACAUUAGAGAUCUCCAUAACAGUAAAAUUCACCAAGCUAUCACAUUACACCCCAACAAAAACCCACCCUACCAGUACAGGCUCCACAGCUACAUGCUCAGCCGCAAGAUCGCCGAGCUCCGCCAUCGCACAAUACAGCUGCACCGUGAGAUUGUCCUGAUGAGCAAAUACAGCAACACAGAAAUUCAUAAAGAGGACCUCCAGCUGGGAAUCCCGCCCUCCUUCAUGAGGUUUCAGCCCCGCCAACGAGAGGAGAUUCUGGAAUGGGAGUUUCUGACUGGAAAAUACUUGUAUUCAGCAGUUGACGGCCAGCCCCCUCGAAGAGGAAUGGAUUCCGCUCAGAGGGAAGCCUUGGACGACAUUGUCAUGCAGGUCAUGGAGAUGAUCAAUGCCAACGCCAAGACCAGAGGGCGCAUCAUUGACUUCAAGGAGAUCCAGUACGGCUACCGCCGGGUGAACCCCAUGUACGGGGCUGAGUACAUCCUGGACCUGCUGCUUCUGUACAAAAAGCACAAAGGGAAGAAAAUGACAGUCCCUGUGAGAAGGCACGCGUAUUUACAGCAGACUUUCAGCAAGAUCCAGUUUGUGGAGCAUGAGGAGCUGGAUGCACAGGAGUUGGCCAAGAGAAUCAAUCAGGAAUCUGGAUCCUUGUCCUUUCUCUCAAACUCCCUGAAGAAGCUUGUCCCCUUUCAGCUCCCUGGGUCGAAGAAUGAGCACAAAGAACCCAAAGAUAAAAAGAUAAACAUACUGAUUCCUUUGUCUGGGCGUUUCGACAUGUUUGUGAGAUUUAUGGGGAACUUUGAGAAGACGUGUCUUAUCCCCAAUCAGAACGUCAAGCUCGUGGUUCUGCUUUUCAAUUCUGACUCCAACCCGGACAAGGCCAAACAAGUUGAACUGAUGAGAGAUUACCGCAUUAAGUACCCUAAAGCCGACAUGCAGAUUUUGCCUGUGUCUGGAGAGUUUUCAAGAGCCCUGGCCCUGGAGGUAGGAUCUUCCCAGUUUAACAAUGAAUCUUUGCUCUUCUUCUGCGACGUCGACCUCGUAUUUACUACAGAAUUCCUUCAGCGAUGUCGAGCAAAUACAGUUCUGGGCCAACAAAUAUAUUUUCCAAUCAUCUUCAGCCAGUAUGACCCAAAGAUUGUUUAUAGUGGGAAAGUUCCCAGUGACAACCAUUUUGCCUUUACUCAGAAAACUGGCUUCUGGAGAAACUAUGGGUUUGGCAUCACGUGUAUUUAUAAGGGAGAUCUUGUCCGAGCGGGCGGCUUUGAUGUUUCCAUCCAAGGCUGGGGGCUGGAGGAUGUAGACCUUUUCAACAAGGUUGUCCAGGCAGGUUUGAAGACGUUUAGGAGCCAAGAGGUAGGAGUAGUCCACGUCCACCAUCCUGUCUUUUGUGAUCCUAAUCUUGACCCCAAACAGUACAAAAUGUGCUUGGGGUCCAAAGCAUCGACCUAUGGGUCCACACAGCAGCUGGCUGAGAUGUGGCUAGAAAAAAAUGAUCCAAGUUACAGUAAAAGCAGCAAUAAUAAUGGCUCAGUGAGGACAGCCUAAUGUCCAGCGUUGCUGGAAAAGACAUUUUUAAUUAUCUAAUUUAUUUUUCAAAAAUGUUUUGUAUGAUCAGUUUUUGAAGUCCAUAUACGAGGAUAUAUUUUACAAGUGGUUUUCUUACAUAGGACUCCUUUAAGAUUGAGCUUUCUGAACAAGAAUGUGAUCAAUGUUUGCCUUUGAACACAUCUUCUUGCUGAACAUUAUGUAGCAGACCUGCUUAACUCUGACUUGAAAUGUACCUGGUGAACAAAACUUUUUUAAAGAAAUGUUUUCUUUUGAGACCCUUUGCGCCAGUCCUGUGGCAGAAAACGUGAACAUUCCUGCAAAGUAUUAUUGUAACAAAACACUGUAACUCUGGUAAAUGUUCUGUUGUGAUUGUUAACAUUCCACAGAUUCUA
Rhinopithecus roxellana (golden snub-nosed monkey) is the source of this 2873-nucleotide messenger RNA. It is a transcript of the gene CHSY1, whose product is annotated as chondroitin sulfate synthase 1. The record is from RefSeq and is a predicted model, not a curated record. Gene Ontology annotation, molecular function: glucuronosyl-N-acetylgalactosaminyl-proteoglycan 4-beta-N-acetylgalactosaminyltransferase activity. The transcript has 3 exons. Gene Ontology annotation, cellular component: Golgi cisterna membrane. Lineage: Eukaryota; Metazoa; Chordata; Mammalia; Primates; Cercopithecidae. Bases 70 to 2478 code for a protein of 802 amino acids.